Messenger RNA from Colletotrichum godetiae, 516 nucleotides. RefSeq lists its product as uncharacterized. Bases 146 to 400 code for a protein of 84 amino acids. The record is from RefSeq and is a predicted model, not a curated record. The transcript has a single exon. NCBI's taxonomy places the organism in Eukaryota, Fungi, Ascomycota, Sordariomycetes, Glomerellales, Glomerellaceae.
UCUGUAAGUGGCCCCUGCGCGGGCCCCUUGCCUCGAGGUCGAAUUGGACUUCCAAUCCGACAGGAAGAGAGAUAUCCCGGGGCAUGGUUCAACGCUUACACAGAUUGGUGGGAGCGAUACACCAAAGCUUUCAUAGCCCAGGGGCAUGACCAGGGUCCAGGGUUACGAUAAUCCACUGUCCGAUACCGCCGAGGAAGAAAACGUUUGGAAAGUGGAAGGCGCACUGUUAGCCACAUGGCUGGCGCUACAAGAAGGUGUACACGGGGUCGAUUAUGCGCCGGAGAAUGGGGACCGUUACAAGUUCAAUUUCAAGCGCGGCGGCAUCGAGAAGACUUUGGAAAGCUUCCUUAACUCCCUAGAGUUAAGUCAGAGGCCGUUGCAGGCGCUCGCUGGACCAUGAAACAUUAAUUGACUUGGCCGAGCAAUCGCUCAAAAUGUAGAACUCUGUCAAUCACUAGCAUGCGAAUUAUAUCCAUUUUCUUUUGCGGAGAAUCAUAUAGACAAAACGAAUUCAAA